Messenger RNA from Trichosurus vulpecula (common brushtail), 3592 nucleotides. RefSeq names its product zinc finger protein 420-like. Lineage: Eukaryota; Metazoa; Chordata; Mammalia; Diprotodontia; Phalangeridae. Gene Ontology annotation, molecular function: DNA-binding transcription factor activity, RNA polymerase II-specific; RNA polymerase II cis-regulatory region sequence-specific DNA binding. Gene Ontology annotation, biological process: regulation of transcription by RNA polymerase II. The transcript has 11 exons. Bases 1 to 3330 code for a protein of 1109 amino acids. The record is from RefSeq and is a predicted model, not a curated record.
AUGACAUAUAACAUUGAGGAAGUGUUGGUGACAUUCCAGGAUGUGGCUGUAGACUUCACCCCAGAGCAAUGGGACCUCUUAGACCAUCCUCAGAAGGAGUUGUACAAGGAGGUCAUGCUGGAGAAUGCCAGGAACCUGCUCUCCUUGGGAAAGAAACCUUAUGAUUGUCAUCAUUGUGGAAAAGACAUGAGUCAGCAGUCAUCCCUGAUUUGCCAUCAAAAAACUCAAACUGGAGAGAAACCACAUGAGUGUCAUGAAUGUGGUGAACGUUUUAGUGAACGCUCAUCCUUCCUUAUGCAUCACAAUAUUCACAGUGACAAGAAACCUUAUGAAUGUAAUCAGAAUGGAAAGCCUUGGAGUUGCAGCUCUAGUCUUGAUGUACAUCAGAGCACCCACGUUGGGGAGAAACCUUAUGAAUGUGAUAAAUACACAAACGUAUUUACACAGAACUCCAACCUUACUCAGUGUCAGAGAAUCCACAAUGUUGAGAAACCUUAUAGCUCCAAUCUUGCUGUGCAUCAGAGAAUCCACGCUGGUGAGAAACCUUUUGAAUGUGAUCAAUGUGGAAAGGCUUUUGCACAGAGCUCCAAUCUUGCUUCUUAUGAAUGUAAUCAAUGUGGAAAGGCUUUCACACAGAGGUCCAAUCUUGCUGCACAUCAGAGAAUCCACGCUGGAGAGAAACCUUAUGAAUGUAAUCAAUGUGGAAAGGCUUUCAAUUUAAGGUCUGCUCUUGCUGUACAUCAGAGAAUCCACAAUGGAGAGAAACCUUAUGAAUGUAAUCAGUGUGGAAAGGCUUUCACACAGAGCUCCAAUCUGGCUGUACAUCAGAAAAUCCACAGUGGGGAGAAACCUUAUGAAUGUGAUCAAUGUGGAAAGGCUUUCACAAAAAACUCUAAUCUUACUGCACAUCAGAGAAUCCACACUGGGGAGAAACCUUAUGAAUGUAAUCAAUGUGGAAAGGCUUUCACAAAAAAAUCUAGUCUUACUGCACAUCAGAGAAUCCACACUGGGGAGAAACCUUAUGAAUGUGAUCAAUGUGGAAAGGCUUUCACAAAAAACUCUAGUCUUACUGCACAUCAAACAAUCCACACUGGGGAGAAACCUUAUGAAUGUAAUCAAUGUGGAAAGGCUUUCAGAGAGAGGUCCAAACUUACUCGACAUAAGAGAAUGCACUGUGGAAAGAAACCUAAUGGUUCAGGUCCCAUAUCCAGUCAGUGGGAGAUCUCUGAUUCAGGAGCCAUUGAGGCUCUGAUUGUUCUCGUCCCUUCUGGGAUCCCAAGUCCCUUCUGCUUCUUGGUUCUCUUAAGGAGAAUGGGAGAAAGGAAGGUGAAAGAAGAGGAGCAGGAGAAGGCUAGCCUCCUGCCCUGGGAUCCUUCUCCCUCCCCUGCUCAGUCUGCAGAAGACCAAGGCCUGGCCCAAGCAGGGAACAUGAAGCCAGAGGGAAUGGCCCCUGGGAGCUGCAGACCCCCACCCCAGGUGUUGGUGACAUUCCAGGAUGUCGCUGUAGACUUCACCCCAGAGGAGUGGGGCCUCUUAGACCAUCCUCGGAAGGAGUUGUACAAGGAGGUCAUGCUGGAGAAUGCUCAAAACUUGCUCUCCUUGGGUCUUCCAGUUCCCAGAGAAUAUUUGAUUGAGUCUGAGGAAAGGGAAGCACCAUGGAUGCUGGAACAAGAAGGCCUGAGGAGCUGCUGUCCAGAAGGAGAGAUUGGAAUUGGAAUAAGAGAGACUACUGAAAAGCUAAGGAUUUCUGUGAAAGAAACUCACAAAGAAAGCCUCAUGUAUGAUGGUCCCUGUGACUUUACUGGGAGAAAAAUCAGUGCUGUAUUUCAUAGAAUCCACAAAGGAAAGACAUCUUAUAAUUGUCAUCAUUGUAGGGAAGAGAUAAAUCAACUGUCAUCCCUGAUAUGCCAUCAAGAAGUUCAUACUGGAGAGAAACCACAUGAGUAUCAUGAAUGUGCUGAAUCUUUUAGUGAACACUCAUCCUUCAUUAUUCAUCACAGUAUUCACGGUGACAAGAAACCUUAUGAAUGUACUCAGUGUGGAAAGGUUUGGAGUUGCAGCUCUAGUCUUACUGUACAUCAGAGCAUCCACACUGGAGAGAAACCAUAUGAAUGUGAUAAAUAUGGAUUGGCAUUCACACAGAGCUCCAAACUUACUCAAACUCAGAGAAUUCACAAUGUUGAGAAACCUUAUGAAUGUAAUCAAUGUGGAAAGGCUUUCACACAAAGUUCCAGUCUUACUGCACAUAAGGGAAUCCACACUGGGGUGAAACAUUAUGAAUGUAAUCAAUGUGGAAAGGCAUUCACAGAGAGCUCCCAACUUGCUGCACAUCGGAAAAUCCACAUUGGGGAGAAAUCUUAUGAAUGUAAUCAGUGUGAAAAAACUUUCACAAAAAACUCUAGUCUUAUUGCACAUAUGACAAUCCACACUGGGAAGAAACCUUAUGAAUGUAACCAAUGUGGGAAGGCUUUCAGAAUCAAAUCCAAACUUGCUGUACAUCAGCGAAUCCACACUGGGGAGAAACCUUAUGAAUGUAAUCAGUGUGGAAAGGCUUUCACAGAAAAUUCUCAUCUUAUUGCACAUAACAGAAUCCACACUGGGGAGAAACCUUAUGAAUGUAAUCAAUGUGGAAAGGCCUUCACAGAGAGCUCCCACCUUGCUGCACAUCAGAGAAUCCACACGGGGGAGAAACCUUAUGAAUGUAAUCAGUGUGGAAAGGCUUUCACGAAAAACUCUAGUCUUAUUGCACAUAAGAGAAUCCACACUGGGGAGAAACCUUAUGAAUGUAAUCAAUGUGGAAAGGCUUUCAGAAUCAAAUCCAAACUUGCUGCACAUCAGAGAAUCCACACUGGGGAGAAACCUUAUGAAUGUAAUCAGUGUGGAAAGGCUUUCACAGAAAGUUCUCGUCUUAUUGCACAUAAGAGAAUCCACACUGGGGAGAAACCUUAUGAAUGUAAUCAUUGUGGAAAGGCUUUCAAAAUCAACUACAAUCUUGCUGUACAUCAGAGAAUCCACACUGGGGAGAAACCUUAUGAAUGUAAUCAAUGUGGAAAGACUUUCAGAAUCAACUCUCAACUUGCUGCACAUCAGAGAAUCCACACUGGAGAGAAACGUUAUGAGUGUAAUCAAUGUGGAAAGGUUUUUACAGAGAGCUCCAGUCUUGCUGUACAUCACAGAAUCCACAUUGGGGAGAAACCUGAUGAAUGUAAUCAGUGUGGAAAGGCUUUCACACAGAGCUCCAGUCUUGCUCGACAUCAAAGAAUGCACACUGGAGAGAAGCCUAAUGUCAUAAAAACUUAUGUAGACUCUCAUUUUAGUAUACAAAUGUGAUGCAAGCAAAGACCAAGAGACAUAAUUUCUUGAUUUAAUUAAUUAUUGCUAGUGAAUAAAUAACAAAAGAAUGGUUGUUUAGCUGUCUUGUGUCAACCAAAGAGGAAUCAUGGGGGCCUGUCAACACAUAUAUGCCCUUAGAUAAGUGAGUGUAACCAACAGACAUAGAACAAUUCUGAUUGGUCAAAACCUAAUGAGAAUGAGUAUCAUAAUGAGAGGUGGGCUUACUCUACCGAGUGGCUGGGGGAUAUGACUCAUGACU